This is a messenger RNA of Cladocopium goreaui, 2526 nucleotides long. Lineage: Eukaryota; Dinophyceae; Suessiales; Symbiodiniaceae. The record is from the annotation of a GenBank genome assembly.
AUGAGCGUUGUGCUGAGAUGUGCUGAGAUGUUUCUUUACCAGGAGCGCAAGCAGGAGCUGCCAUCUGGGCCACAGAUCUUUUUGGCGGAUGUCUCCCUCCUUUUCCAUCAGGACCCAGAUGUCAAGCUACCAUGGAUUCAUCGCGUGAAGUGUGAACUGCCGCGUCGAGUGGGGCGCUUGGCUGGAGAUUUGCCUGUCAAGGCCAGCUACAUAGGUUUUGGGACUGAUGCUGCCGGAGAGGGAUAUGAGCUUUUCAAGGAGGCAAUGGCAGAGAUUGGAAUUCUCCUGUGCAGGCAUAUCCAUCAUCCCCCAAAUCGCUUCGAACUUGCUCAUUUGGAGCAGUCCGACCUUGUCUUUUUGGAUCGCGGGGAUCGUAAGCGUUUGUGGGAAACCUUGGGGACAGACAUUGGCAGCGAAGUGGCUGAGCACGUGAAGUGGCGCUAUUUGCAAGGUGCUGUGGUCAUUGCGGUUGGAGAGUCCAUGACACUGCUGGGAGAGAAGUCCUGGUAUUGCUCCAAUGACAUGGUCGUUCCUUUCAAAGGUUGGGGCAUUUUUCCCCAUAUCGUUGCACCAGAAGAUGGCACCGACAUGGAAGACUUGGUGGAGCAGCUGGGUGGCGCUGGAGUGGUAGUUCUGGGCAUUCACAAGGGCGGCGGGAUGAUUUUCAACAAGGAUGGCCUUGUCGAACCUGCGCGACAAAUGAUCCAGGAGUACCGCUGGGACUGGCAAUCGAAUAGCGUUAAGCAAGCUCUGCUGCUAGGUCCUCCAAGGAACACGGGGUUGAUCUGCCCGCUGUACGUGGCCAGUAGGGAAGCCUUCGGUGAUGAGCUUCAGGAUGUCUACGCAUACGCACUUACUACAACAGAAGAGGAGGAAGAGGAACGCCUGAUCUCCAAGUUUGACCCUUUUGACAAGUGGGUCACGGUGGAGACGCAGCAGGAGCUGGAUGCCUUGAAAAAACAAGGAAACGAAGCAUUCAAGGCAGGAAAGGCGGAUUUGGCUUAUGUUCACUACAACCAGGCGCAGGUGCUCCUAUCCAGCUCCUCAAAACCUUGGGCAGAGCUGCCAGAAGACGUCAGGAAUGAGCUGCAGAAGUCAGGGCAGGAUUCAAGAGGCUCAAAAGGGAAGGAGGAUUACAAGCUCGAUUGCAAGGCCUCCACCAUCCAGCUAUCUUUGCUUCUGAACAUCUGUGCCAACAGCCUCAUGGCAUACAGUCAGGACCUGGCGAGAAGGAAAGACGCAGCAGAGUCGAAGGAGGUGGAAGCAACGCCCGCACCAGCCGCCCACGAAGAUUCUACGAUGUUAGUGGAGGUGAAGGACAACCUCGUCUUGGCUUUCAGGGCCGCAAACGAGGCGUUGCGGAUCUCCCUGGCACGGUCUGCCAAGGCAUGGUUUCGCCGAGCCAUGACCUUUGAAAAGAUGAGAGACUACUGCAAUGCCGUGUUGGAUUUGGAGGAGGCGCUCCUCCGCGAACCUGGAGACAAAACCAUCACCAAGAAGAGAAAUGAGAUGAGGGACUUGGCCAGCCAAGUGGCGGAGAACAUGUACUAUGCGCGGCACAAGGAGCUGGACUUACAAGAGCAGCGACUGAAACUGGAAACACGCCGAUCCUUGCAUUUGCUUGGCUACCUGGGAGUGGACAAGUAUGAUGACAAGGAUCAGCAGUUCGCAGUGCAGCAGCCACUGGCGAGAGUGGUCGAAAGCACUUUGGAGGAGGUAGACGGGCGACUGGCCCUGCGUGCGCCCACAGUGGUAGCUGCAGAAACAGCACCGUACCUUCAUACUCAUGCGUUGUGGACGUGGGAAUUCUUGGUGCAGCGAAGUGUGGGGCUUCGGAUGCUGUGCAUAGAAGAUGUGGAUCUGGGCUCUGGUCCUUUGGAAUGGCUUUGCAAAGGCCUGCGAAGUCACCAGGAGAUCCAGGCCUUACAUCUGACGGGUGUUCACCUGGGCCCAGCUGGCUCCAAGAUGAUGCGCAACGUCUUGGCGCAGAAUCGAUCUCUGAUUGAGAUCAAAUUGGACAGUUGUGGUCUUUUGGACUCUGGCUUAGCGGAGCUGUCCGAUGGGCUGAUUGACCACUGUGGUCAAUUGGAAUUCCUCUCCCUUCGUCAGAAUUUGAUCACCUCAAGAAAAUUGAGCAAACUAGUUGCCGCUCUAUGCGCGGAAGAGAGCAGUCCCUCGUUAGGGGAACUGGACUUAUCUGAGAACCCCUUGGGCACAGAGGGUGCGAAGGAACUUGCAAAGGCAUUGAGUUCGAGUUCGCAUAAUCUCCGUGUUCUUCGACUGCAGGACUGUCAAAUGGACCUGGCUGCAUUUUGGAGGCUUGUCGCAAAGCUUGACAACGACCGGCCCCUGACCCACCUGGAUCUGAGAGUGAAUCCUGUUGGCUCUGGCACCCGACGUUGCUGGCGCGGCACCAUGGCUCCCAACAUCCGUUGCGAGGUGAUGCUGUCGGACCGUCCAUUAGCCAAGCGAGAGGUGGCAGAAGAGCCAACCGCAUCAUUUCCCCUUCCGCGCUGGUGGGUUUGA